AUAAAUUGGCACAAAAGAGUGAAAAGUAAAACUCACACAUCAAGAAUCAUGAGAUCUGCUAGUAUUUUUUUGGUUUCUUGUAUUAUCAUGUUCUUCAUCAUGAACAAUGUCAAAGACGUGGAAGCUGGAUUGACUCCAAUGGAUAACCAAUGCGGCCGGAAGGAUAUAUUUGUCGGGGGAUGCGGUCCUGACGGAAACAAAACGUGCAUAAACGACUUUGUUAAGAAAGGAGGUGAAGGGAAUAGGCCUUCUAGUUGCGAGUGUGAUGACUUCGGCGAAGAACAUUUAUGCCGAUGUAAUUUUUCUUGCUAGCUUUUGUUAUGGUAUAAACAAAACUCAAUAACAAUAAAUAAUUAAUGGAGAUUAACACAGAAGAAACUAGUUUUGUUGUUGUGUGUGUCUAAAAUCAUAAGAAAAAAGUAGCAAAACUUAAUAAACUUUAUUAUUUGUGCAAA
This is a messenger RNA of Brassica napus (rape), 455 nucleotides long. Its product is annotated as putative defensin-like protein 234. The transcript is spliced from 2 exons. Gene Ontology annotation, biological process: signal transduction. The record is from RefSeq and is a predicted model, not a curated record. Lineage: Eukaryota; Viridiplantae; Streptophyta; Magnoliopsida; Brassicales; Brassicaceae. Bases 49 to 312 code for a protein of 87 amino acids.